Messenger RNA from Helianthus annuus (common sunflower), 1166 nucleotides. Its product is annotated as glutathione S-transferase T3-like. The record is from RefSeq and is a predicted model, not a curated record. The transcript is spliced from 2 exons. Lineage: Eukaryota; Viridiplantae; Streptophyta; Magnoliopsida; Asterales; Asteraceae. The coding region runs from base 66 to 1166 and encodes 366 amino acids.
CCUCUUUCUCAUAUAAUUUUUACACUCCUUCCACUAUUCUCUCAACCUUCUUCCACAUAAUUUUCAUGGAUCCGUUCAACAACCCGGAGAACCCGAACACUACGAACAACCCGAAUACUCCCAACAAUCCGACCCAACCAAAUGUUUUUUCGGUUCCGGGAUAUUAUCCAACGCUAGAACCGAACCAAUUCUCCCAAUAUUCAUCGAACGCGUUUGCUUCAUUCCAACACUCGCCAAACCAAUUCACUCAAAUCUCCCAAAAUCAACCGAUCUCGACCCAAUCCGAACCCGAAGACGAUGUGGAGAUUGUGCCCGAAACCCAACCGCCUAAAGGGAAAGGAAAACGAAACAAAGGCAAACAAGUAGUGGGUGAUCAAACGUCGAAACCGAAGGCGAUUAAGUGGACCCCAAUCGAAGAAGAAGCCUUAGCCAAGGCUUUCAUUGGCACUUCCGACAACCCGGUAAAAGGUAAUAACCAACCGGGUGACGGGUUUUGGUCCAAGGUAUUGGCCAAGUUUCUCGCCAUGAUGGACCAAGGCCCGUAUAGAGAUAUCGACUCGGUUUCCUCGAAGUGGCGAAAAUUGAACUCGGCCAUUAAUCGGUUUUGCGAGGAGUAUAACAAAUUACAUACAAGUGACCGUCGUAGCGGGUGGAACGACGAGGAUGUGUUCAAAAUGGCAUUGGAAAAGUAUAAGCAAAAUCAUGGUUCCAACUUUCCUCACGUUCGCGCGUGGAUGGUUGUAAAAGACGACCCAAAAUGGGCGCCCAUUCCUAACGAGGUGGCGAUGGCGAAACGCCAAAAAACAUCGGAAACGGGUAGUUUAAGCGCCGGUGGAUCGGACGCGAGGUGUCACAUUAACUUAAAUGAUAACGCCGACUAUGACGAAGACAAGUAUAACGUACGUGAACCCGAGCGUCCACCGGGCCGAGACAAAACAAAGAAGGAGCGGGCCAAGGGAAAAGAAAAGGAAAAGGUGGACCUGAACAUGGUUGAGUUUAUGGAACACCUAAAAGUGUACAACGACAUCUCGGCCCAAAAGACGAAGGCGAAGGAGCGGGCCGUCGAAGAAAAAAGUCGUGCAUCGGACGAAAAGUUAAAAGAGAAGGUCCGAUUGUCGAAUGAGAAAAUCCGAAUCUCCGAUGAAAAAAUUCGGCUUAAGGAAUAG